Messenger RNA from Lynx canadensis (Canada lynx), 3982 nucleotides. RefSeq names its product myosin binding protein H (gene MYBPH). The record is from RefSeq and is a predicted model, not a curated record. NCBI's taxonomy places the organism in Eukaryota, Metazoa, Chordata, Mammalia, Carnivora, Felidae. Gene Ontology annotation, molecular function: protein binding.
AUAAAUAAACAUUAAACAAAAUAUUUUUAAAGGGUGCAUAAAAUGUAUUUGUUUAAUGUAAAGAAUUAGUAACUGGUGAAAACCUGCGUACCCACCACCCAGGACAGGAAGUGAGACCUCAGUAGUGCUCCUGAAACUCCACCAUCACAUACCUCCCCGGCCCUCUGCCUCGAGGCACCUGUCCUGACUGCCCCUGUUUUCCUCUGCGGCCUCACCACCUACGGAAGCCCCUCGAGAAAGAGAGCCUGGGGUUUCCUGCCUUUGAACUGAACGCGGACGGGAUCUCCCCGUUCCGCGAGCUUUCCUCCUUUCGUUCGCCAUUAUGUCUGUGAGAUCGUCCACGCAGCUGAAGUUUGUUCAUUUCCUUCCGUAUUUUGGAUUGAUUACAGGCGCACCCCUGCGCCCCGUGAUGCUGUGUGAUGAUGGAAUAGCAAUGCAUUCCGCUAUUGAGGGACAGCCGUUUUCACCAGGCGCGGGCUAUUACAAAUAAGAUUGCUGUGAAUGUUUUCGUGCGUGUCUCUGGGGGUACGUGCGUGAAGGUGUCACUACAGGGGUGUCACUACAGGUCACAGAUAAGCCCAUUGUCUACUUUUACUAGAUACUGUCUCGCUUUUUCCGAAGGGAUUUCUUCGAUCUCCGCUCCCACGAGCCAUGACGGUUCCUGUUGCUUCCCCUUCUCCCAGGCACGUGGUAUUUUCAGGCUUAUUAAAUGAUUACCAAUCUUAAUGUUUUAUUGGAUGGUUGAAUCAAUGACUAGACGUUUGGUUGCAGCUGCCUCAUCGCCCCCACUGCAAAUGCCCGUGCCCGUGCCCUGUUGCCAAGAGUCUAGAAGUUUCAGAGUGCUGUCCUCCUCCAGGGUCUCUUCCAGCUCUGCCUCGUGACUUUAUCUCAUUCCCAAGGGCUAGGGGACUGUCACAGGGCUGUCUGUACUACAUGGGGAAACUGAGGCCCCGAGCAGAGAUCGCGGAGACGGUGUCCUCUCCAGCCUCUCCAGCAGAAGCAGUGGCCAGAAGCCUUCGACCCCCUUCCCAGGGUCCCAUUUCUGGAAGACUUUCCUCCAACUAGCCCCACCUUGGGCAUCUCAGUUCCUUCCCUCUCUAGAACCCUCAGCCUCACACGGCACAAGUGAGAAUGCCCAGGGAACGUGAGGCCAAGGGGAGUGUGGAAUCCCAGGGCAAAGCUGGCAGGGCUCCCCAGGGAGGGCUGUUUCAGGCUGUCUGGGUCCCAGCACCAGGUUGAGAAGCCCUGGGUACAAGUGGCUCCACAGAGGCCAAACACAACACCCGAUCUGGGUUCCUUCUCCAGAUGGGAGCUCUUGUUCCCACUGCCCUGACCCCUGGCACAACCUCCAGAGGCAACGUCCCAUCUCACCCAUCUGCGCCCUCCUGCCAUCCGGGCACCAGCACCCUGGCCGCCGAGGUCCGAUCAGAGCGAUGGACGAGGUAGUGCGCGCCUCAAGGGACCCUGCAGUUCCUCCCCCAGAGCUAUUCCUGGCCUAGGCGUCUCCCCACCCCACCAGUCCUCCCACCUGACCUGACCCCACAGCUGGGAAUCAUCAUUGGCUGGGGGUGGGGCAGCCCCUGACUAUAUAAGCCUGGGCCUAGGUGUCCCAGGCAUCCUGGAGGUCCAGACCUACCCCUGCUGACCCCUGCACACUCCAGCCUGACCCCUCAGCCGGCGCAGCAAUGACAGAAAAAGCCACCUCGGAGGCCCCCGCCUGUGGUCCGGAGGAAACCGCCUCUGAGUCUGCCAAGGCACCCAGCGCAGAGCCUUCUGGAGAAAUGGCAGCAUCGGAGUCUGCUGGGAAAGAGCAGGCUCCCGCACCAUAGGAGCCCGCCCCUCAGGCACCGGCCCCCACACCCGCAGCCACUAAACCUGCACCUCCAAAUGAAGACAUCCCCAGUGCCCUGCUGCUGCUGGCCGUGGAGGAUGUGAGCGACAGCUCAGUGACCGUGAGCUGGGAGCCCCCAGAGAGGCUAGGGCGGCUGGGGCUCCAGGGCUAUGUGCUAGAGCUCUGCUGAGAGGGAGCCUCUGAGGGGGUGCCCACGAAUGCCCGGCCCAUGAUGGUGACCCAGCCGCCGACCGUGAGGAACCUGGCUCCGGGAGACCAAUUCUUCCUGCGUGUGGCUACAGUGAGCUCUUCGGGGGCCGGCCCACCAGCUGUGCUAGAGCAGCCUGUCCACAUCCAGAAGAUGAUCGAGGCCCCCAAGAUCCGCGUCCCCUGCCAUCUUCGUCAGACCUACAUCCGCCAGGUGGGAGAGACCGUCAGUCUGCAAAUCCCUUUCCAGAGAAACCUGGGCCCCCCCAGCAGCAUCCGGCUCCUGGACGUCUGGGGCUACGACGUUGCCCUUGAGUGGACACUGCCACAGGACCCAGGCAACACAGAGCUCCUGGGCUACGUGGUGCAGAAGGCAGACAAAAUGAUAGGGCAAUGGUUCACGGUGCUGGAGCGCUACCACCCGACCACCUGCACCGUCUCUGACCUCAUCGUGGGAAACGCCUACUCCUUUCGGGUCUUCUCGGAGAACCUGUGUGGACUCAGCACCUUGGCCGCCGUCACCAAGGAGCCAGCCCAGAUCCGGAAGGCAGAUAUCGUUGCCAAGCCUAAAGGGUUUGUCGAGCAAGACUUCUCAGAAGCCCCUUCGUUUACCCAGCCCCUGGCUGACCACACCUCCACCCCGGGCUACAGCACUCAGCUCUUCUGCAGGGUCCGAGCACUGCCCAAGCCCAAGAUAAUCUGGAUGAAAACCAAAAUGGACAUCCAGGGUGACCCCAAAUACCACGCCCUCUCUGAGCAAGGUGUCUGCACCCUGGAGAUCUGGAAGCCCAGCCCCUUUGAUUCCGGGCUCUACACCUGCAAGGCCAUCAGUGUGCUAGGGGAGGCAUCUGUGGCCUGCCGGCUGGAGGUCAAAGGUAAGGUUAUGAGGAGGGUCCUCCCAAGGACAGGAGAAGAGGAGAAGCCACCGCCUCUCCUGCUGGGCUAGAUGAGGCUGGGUGCUGGAAAUCAAGACAAGACAGAGGGGUGGUAAAGAUGGAGAGGUCUGGCUGUCAGAAGGAUUUUCCAAGUGGGAGGUUGGCCCGAUGUAGGGAAAGGAGGUAACAGAGUCUGCCACUCAGACUGAUCCAUUGACUGGGGUGAAGGGGUGUAGCCCUGAGCCCCUCUUGUCCCGCUGCCCCCAACUCGGGGCCCCUGCAGGUGUCCCCAUCCCCCACUCUAACUGCGGCAUCUCUUCCGGCCUCAGCCACGCACUGAAGAGCGACAGGAGGCUGUGAUGAGAAUGGUAAAUGUCUGGACCCGCUGUCUCUGGGGUCAGGCAGGGGGCGGGGGUGAGAGGGGAAGGUGGUGGUCAGCUCUGGGUACAAACCUGCAGCGUCAGGCAAUGUGCACCCGAGACAGGGGUCUAGCCUUGGCUCUGCGUGCCCUUAGACCAGGGCACUUCCUUGGCAGCAAUGUGGGGGCAAUGACCUAUGCCCCACCUUCCCUCCCCAGGGGGUUCUGAGGCUCUGGACAGGCAGGGAAGUUUCCCGGAGCCGCAGAGGCAGAGCUCAGAGCUGGACAUGGGGCCCCUGGGGCAGGAGGCCUGGGAAGGAAAGACAGGGGCUAUGUCCCUGUGCCCUGUGCCCUGUCUCUCCUCUUCAGAAGGCAGGUGGAGCCCCAGCCCUGCCUAACAGCAGGGCUCAUGAAGCGUGUCCUCCGCCAGGUGCUGCAGACCUGGGGGGGUUGGGGCCACCAGGCUCAGCAUCGAGCUCCACGGAUGCCCCAGACCCCCAUUUCUGUGACAGCGGAUGGCUUUGCUCCCUGGUACCUGCCUAGCCUCCUCCCCAAGAGGCUGGAGCCCAGGAGCCAGAAGUAGGCCUGGCGGGCCCCAGGCCAGUCUCCCCGGGGCAUGCGAGGGGGCCUGGAAAGUGCAGAGAUUGGAGUGCCCCUGCAGAGAGCUGCAGUCUGGGUGAGAAGCGCUCAAAUAAAGGUGUGUGGUGUUAA